Messenger RNA from Hydractinia symbiolongicarpus, 2634 nucleotides. Its product is annotated as stabilizer of axonemal microtubules 1-like. Gene Ontology annotation, biological process: microtubule anchoring. Gene Ontology annotation, cellular component: cytoskeleton. The coding region runs from base 161 to 1621 and encodes 486 amino acids. The transcript is spliced from 2 exons. The record is from RefSeq and is a predicted model, not a curated record. NCBI's taxonomy places the organism in Eukaryota, Metazoa, Cnidaria, Hydrozoa, Anthoathecata, Hydractiniidae. Gene Ontology annotation, molecular function: microtubule binding.
UUAGCAACAGUAAACGUUGCCCAGGUGUUGUACGCCGUAAAUAAACAACAUGGGUGCCGUACAGUUUAUAACACAACAACACCACAAUCACACAACUUGAUGCUACAGAAGGCAUAUUACGAAACGUUUUUAUCUUUGUGAAAGAACUUUUACAGAAAUAAUGGGAACUGGGAAUAAUCCAAAACUGUUAUGUAUAUGCCAGAUCUGUACAUGCGGCCGACAUCAUUGUAUUCACCACCCAAAGGCUGGUAUUAAAGCAAAGGGUCCUUGUGUACUUACGGAGUACAAAGAUACGUAUCGUAAAUUCUCAAAUUACGAGUUAUCAAGACCAGUUAAGCCAGAUGCAGCAACUAAACUUAGCAAUGACCCAUUUGACUCAAAUACUUUGUAUAAACAAGUGUACGUACCACAUCCACUCGAAGCACGGAGUAAGCGAGAGCAACAAAAGUAUACAAAACCAGAUGGCAACUUUGAUGGUAUAUCUAGUUAUCAACAUGAUUACAUCGAAAAGUUUGCAGAUAAAAUGCCUUCUGCUAAACCAGCAUAUCAUCCAACUAAAUCAGAUAGGCCAUUCAGUGGAAAAACCGUGCAUAGAGAAACGUACAGGCCAUGGGAAUUACCAGUAAAUCGUGGCAUUCGUCAUCCACCAGCACUUAAAUUACCAUCAAGCAAGUUUGACCAUAAAACGACGUUUCAAAAUGAUUAUCAGGGUCAUAAAGGUCGUGGUAGAGAACCCAUCAAGCCACCAGAGCCUGCCUUAUCGGUUGGUAAUGGAGAUUUCGCAAAUGAAACAACAACUAGACAUGACUACACAAAGAAAAAUGCACUGCCAGAGAAAUCCGCGAAGCCACCGCAACAGGUUCUUAGACAUACUGAUCCAUUUGAUCACAGAAGCACCUUUCAGCAUACGUAUCAAUGGCCUAAUGGACGACCUGCAGAUAGUUGCAAGCCCGAAGAGAUGACCAGAUGUUCAAGCCAACCUUUAGAUUCUGAUACAACUCAUAGAAUAACCUACCGACCAUGGGACUUACCUAGACGGCAGGGAUGGAAACCCAGGAGUGGUUGGGUUGCACCUUCGGAUCCAUUUGAUCAUAAAACAACGUUUCAGCAUGAUUAUGCUGGAAAACCCGUUGCACCAGCAAAAAGCGCCCGGCCAGAUUAUCACCGACUUGCCCCUGGUGAAUUUGAUGGCCUGACCACUCAUAAAAAUGCUUUUAAACCUUGGGAGGUGAACCCACGCUCUGCUUGUCGACCUAUUGAAGGUUAUCACGGGCCGUAUGGUAAAUUUGAUGGUCAAACCACAUUUCAAGCGGACUAUAAAGGCUUGAGCGCGUUGAGACCAGAUUUGUGCAUUCCUAAAGGUGGCGGAUUUGCAUUUGAUGGACCUCAAGAUUUCUCCACAAUGUAUCGUGAUAUAUAUCUAGGUCAGAGACCUCCAAGUUGCCCAGCAAAGUAUCUAGAGGCUAGAAAGGACUUACGUUCAAGAAAUGGUUACAUGUUCAAAGCUGAUCGAAAUGGGCAUCAGUUUUUCAAGCCGCCGAAUGUUAGCGAUUCUGUUGAACAACUUCAGUUUACAUCUCAACCGCAGAUGCAUGGUUCUGUAGAAGUACUUGCUGUAUAGAUUAUGUCACUUUUUACAUAUAUAUUUGAGCCACAAAAAAAAUAUGAAUAUGAUUUAAACCAAAUAAAAUAACGAAAUGAAAUGAAAUAAAUUGCAGCAGGCAUCUUAUAUACUUUUUGAGUUUACUGAUUACGGCCAUUUUAUAUAUUUUUUAUUUAACCGGGAUUUGAUUGCUGUUAAGACGACCACCAUCAUGUGCAACAUUUUCUCUGCUGUACCAUUAAUUAGAUUUAAUAAGCUGAUAAAAAUUUUCUGGCCUACACUGUAAAGUAUCUAAGGUGCAAUAAAUUUCCAAUGGUUCUUAAUAUUUACAAAUAUAUUAUUUCUAGUAAAUUCAAUUGGGAAGGACAAAGAACGAAAAAUUUUUGCACUUAUCCCAGUAGAAAUGCUUAAACUCCUAACUUGUGAUAAGCUGUAUUAUAAUCUCAACCCCCAGUAUGAUUCUUAAAAUAUUCUAUUCAGGAUUUAAUUCUGGUGAUUUUUAUGGAGGUGAUGUUUGCAAAAUACGGUGUAAAAAGUAAUGGUUAUUUUGUCCUGUUUAAACAUUAUAAACAUUAUUUUUGUAACAAUUAGACUUAUUUUUGUUUGUUUGUUUGUUUAUUUGUUUUGUUUUUUGAUUAAAGCAUACAAUUUUGUACAAUCGAAACGUAGCCUAUCUGUAAACAGGCCUUGCCCGGUCUCCUUUUUUGCUCAAUUUUCUCGAACUUAACUUUAUGUGAUUUUUUGAAAAUUAAACGGAAGUCAAACAAGCAUUCAACCUGUGGAGUAGAUUAGAAAAUUGUUAACAAUCUCAUUUUUGGAGGAUAGUAGGGAGAUGAAGGCGAAGUGCAACACACCUGUUUUACAUAAAGGCUGUUGAAACGUAUAUGAAACUAUUCUUACUAUUUUUUUUUUAAUUAUUUUUAAUAUAUAUAAUUGAUAUUAAUAUAUGCAACUAGUUCUACGCCAAGGUACUGAUGAAAAACAUUGCUGUAGUGAACGUCUGAAACAGCAAGCUUUCGCUGCGUCUAAAA